This is a messenger RNA of Mercenaria mercenaria, 1857 nucleotides long. RefSeq lists its product as uncharacterized. The record is from RefSeq and is a predicted model, not a curated record. The transcript has 2 exons. NCBI's taxonomy places the organism in Eukaryota, Metazoa, Mollusca, Bivalvia, Venerida, Veneridae. Gene Ontology annotation, molecular function: nucleic acid binding. Bases 1 to 1857 code for a protein of 618 amino acids.
AUGACGAUUACAAGAUUAGAAUUACUGGCGAUGAUCAUAGGAGUUCGUUGCAUUGAAUUUGUGAGAAAAGAGCUUAAAUUAGAAAUAGAAGAAACUUACUUGUUCACGGACUCGCAAUGUGCAUUGAAAUGGACAGAAACAGAAAAGGCGUUACCCGUAUUUAUCAAGAACAGAGUUAAAGAAAUAAAAAGUCACGGUGACAUUUCGUUUAGAUACGUAUCUACAAAGGAAAAUCCAGCAGACGUAGCAAGUAGAGGAGUUACAAUGGAUCAGCUACAAAACAACCAACUAUGGUGGCAUGGUUCUAGUUGGUUAUCGAAACCGAAAAACGAAUGGAAAAUUGACGAAAAUUUUGUGAUAGCGGAAUCAAAAUUUGAAAAUACUGAGCAAGAUGUAGAAACGAAGAAAAAUGAACCAUUGUUAAAAUCUGAAGAGGCGCCUGCUUUAGGUUCAGACAAUAAUUCUCCAUGCGGAAUUAAAAGUGAAAAGUACUCAUCUGCAAUCAAGCUGUUCAGAGUUACAGCCCUUGACUUACGUUUUAUCAAAAGGAUAAAGAAACAGAAAUGUGAAACUGAAUCGAUUGCAAGUGAUGAAUUGUUACUUGCCGAAAAUUUGUGGAUAUUGCAUUUACAGAGAAAGUGCUAUCAAGAUGUGCACGAGUCGAUAACAAACGGUAAAAAAUGUACCAUAAAGCAACAGCUUGGAGUAUUCAUAGAUAAAAAUGGUCUGCUUAGAUGCAGAGGCAGGCUUGAAAACGCAAAUAUUAGCGAUGCAGAUAGAUAUCCUAUCCUUUUACCAAAGAAAGAUCAUAUUACACGUUUAAUCAUAGAACGCGAUCAUAAACAGCAACUUCAUAGUGGAUUAUCUCAAACGUUGAGUGCUGUGAGAUAUAAAUUCUGGAUUCCCAGUGGGCGUGCUACUGUGGGCAGUGUGUUACGACAAUGCAUACUGUGUCGGAAAAUCGAGGGCGGUGCGCACAAGAUGCCGUCAAUGCCCCCGUUUCCAAAGGGACGUGUUACGGAGGCGGUCGCGUUUGAAAGGACAGGUCUUGAUUAUCUGGGACCCCUCUACAUGAAGACCUCUGGGGAAUAUAGAAAGCGAGCCCCCUGGUAUGGAGGUUACUGGGAAAGACUUGUGGGACUUGUUAAACGAUCAUUACGCAAAUCUCUGGGACAUAGAUCAUUGACUGAUAUUCAGUUACAGACUGUUAUCAAAGAAAUAGAAAGUGUCAUCAAUUCUAGACCACUUUUAUAUGUGGAUGAUGAUAUAAAUUCUAACAUUACGUUAACACCAGGACAUUUUCUGACACUGAACCCACGUACGGGCAUACCUGAAGCGGAUUACGAUGAUAAUGAUCCAGAUUACAAACCAUACGAAAGUUCAACGAAAAAAUUGUUAAAAUUGUGGAAUAAGGGACAAAAACUUUUGAAUAAUUUUUGGGAAAUUUGGAAAAAAGAAUACCUCAUAAGCCUUCGUGAAAGGACACAGUCGGAAUUAAAAUCACACAGAGUGCAGUCAAGUUUUAAACCUAGUGUUGGCGACGUAGUUCUGAUUAAAGACGAUUUGCCACGGGGAUUAUGGAAAAUGGGAAAGGUGAUUAAACUAAUAAUGUCGAAUGAUGGACAAUACCGAUCAGCCAAAGUAAAUUUGUCAAACGGUAGAACAAUUGGUAGAACACUAAACCAUUUAUAUCCAGUCGAGGUCUCCGAUGACCAUAAUUCAGUGGAACAAACGAAAUUAUCAAAACCAGUACUAAAAACAUCCAAACAGACAGAACAAACGCGUCCCAAGCGAAAAACAGCGAUUAUUUCAAGCAAAAGAAUAAAGGAAUUAAUUGCUAAUAAACUGAUUAGUUAA